This is a messenger RNA of Dicrocoelium dendriticum, 1237 nucleotides long. The record is from the annotation of a GenBank genome assembly. NCBI's taxonomy places the organism in Eukaryota, Metazoa, Platyhelminthes, Trematoda, Plagiorchiida, Dicrocoeliidae.
CAAUCGCAGGUUCUUGUAUUUUACUAUGUUGCGCAAUCCCGUCGAGCGAUAUCUGAGUGAGUGGCUACAAAUGCGGAGAGGUGCAACGUGGCAUACCUCACUGCUUCGAUGCAAUGGCAAAUCGGCGCGAUCCGGUUGGUUCCGUCCGUGUUACACUGUUCCCGAGUUUAUGAGCAAUGUUACAAGCCCCGCCUACCUCCCGAGGCGUCAAACAUGGUACAACGUCAGUCUGCAAACUUUCUUACGAUGUCAGUUCAAUUUGGCAAACAAUCGACAGACCCGAAUGUUGGCCAACCUAACCUCACUUGGUUGCUAUUCCAAGUUGGCGCAGUGGCUCAAACCGUCCCGCUCUCCGUAUCAGCUUUUAUCAACUGCGCAGCGAACCCUGUGCCUCAGUGCCAAGUACAAUCUUGCUGGGAUCUUCCGCACAUUCGGUCUAAGUGAUCAUAUGGUUUACACGCAGUAUAUGUUACAACGCGCGCUGAAAAUCGUGUUCAAUUUCCCACUGACGAACUUGAGCUCCUUCGUCCACGGCAACCGGACACAUACGCAAGACGUUAUGCAUAUGAUGAGCGCCACUGAUCUGCUCAAGGUGUACUAUGCCAAUCGACUGGACGCAGAAUUGUACGAAUUCGCUAAGCGUCUGUUCCUCCUUCGUUUCACCGCGCGUGUCAUAUACGACAUGCAGAUUCACCCCAGAUUCCGGCGUCCAUUGUACACCUUGUGGAUUCGUAACAAUUGGCCAGCCUUGGAAUACAAUUUGCUGCUCACAAAAACGUUGAACACGACUUCCUCUUUCUAUUUUCAAUUCAAUUGCCAUCUGAUUCGUAUAUUUCAGCGUCAGUCGAAACCACAAUGAUACGGCGAUGCCACGCCGCAUGAGGCGCUGUUGGUGUGAUCCUCCGAUGGCGCCCUUUGAUCUCAAUGUGCUCAGGUUGUGCGACUUGACGGCUUUUUAAUGAUUUUUCAUCAUCCACUUUGUGUCCUUUCUGUUUACUUUCGUGUCUACCAAGCGCACAUCAGUACACACUUACGUGUUUGUCGGAGCGCAGUGGUCAACUCCAGGAAUUUUGAGAGACACAUCGGCAAUCUGUAGGGACAGUGAGUGGGUAUGAAACCAGAUUUCGCUUAUUUUUAUUUGCCUCUUUUUAUCCCGUGAUAUUAUUUUGCUCCGAUUUGCCUUUACUGACUUCACUGUAAAGCAGAGAACAAUUGUGACGAAAUUUCAUACAGUUUC